Molecule: messenger RNA, 598 nt
Organism: Symbiodinium necroappetens
Lineage: Eukaryota; Dinophyceae; Suessiales; Symbiodiniaceae
Source: the annotation of a GenBank genome assembly
AUGCUGCUCCUGACCUUUGCGGACCGCGACGCCGCCACGUCCGAGGCUGCAGCUGUGGCCCUGGCGCCGCUCGCUCCACGUGUUGCCGUUCGUGUCGUCAGAGGGGACCUGACUGCGGUGGCCUUGGGGGAUCUUGGCGAAGCGGUGGGAACUCAAGGAGGGGCAGCCUCCUCCUCUUCCGGCAGCUCUGCUGUGGCUCGCCCUCCGGAUGCCGGCGUCAGGCCUGUCGAGACGGAUCUUGAUGUGCCUACCUUCAUCAUGUACGGGGCGAACACCGCCGGCAUCGCUUCCGGAAAUCUGCAGAAAGCCAUCAGUGAAGCCUUCCCGGAGCAGUUUGCUGACAUUCAGCGGCAGAUGAGCCAAGCUCCGCCGCAUGACGGCUUCGGAAACGGCGAGGUGUUUGUGAGCCACGAAAGCAGCAACGUCCGGCUUCUGGCCGUGUCCCUCUUUCCGCGGUCCAGCGAGGGCCCGGCGGCAGUGCGCCGAGGCGCUGCAGAUGCCUUAUGCGCAGCCCGAGCGCUGACAGGCCCAAGUUUUCGCGUUGUCACCCAUGCACUGGGCAGCUUCACCGGACACCCACGCAUCUCAGCUCCGAUUU